AUGACGCCUAUCCCCGAGAAGCACAAUGUGGCGGAUUCCAGUGUCAAUCGUGUGAUGUACAAUGUUCAACAGGACCUUCCGCAUGUCUCGUUGAGGGGUGCUAUCGGGGAUCUUCUAUCUUCUUUAUCUUUUUUCGUUGUCUCUUUUUUUCUAUUCGUUUUCUGUUAUUUUUUUCCUUUGUUUUCUAGGGACUUUUCUGUUUUCGCUCCAACAGACAUUUUUAUAUGUCCUCACUUUCAGUGUCACUUCCACCCACUCAACAGAUCUUCUUCUUCUUCUUCUUCUUCUUCUUCUUCUUCUUCUUCUUCUUCUUCUUCUUCUUCUUCUUCUUCUUCUUCUUCUUCUUCUUCUUCUUGCUACUCCUGCUCCUCUUUCGUUUUACGUCUUUUACUGUUUUUGUUAUUUUUUUUUCUCAUUUCCCGACUGUCUCUUUUAAUUCUCCCCUUCUCUCAUUUUAAUAUGUUCAUUUAUAUUUUUUAUGUGGUGUUGAAUGGUUUAUCUCUUCCAUUCUAUUUUCUUUCGCUUUCUCGUUAUAUCUUCUCUUAUUCUCUUAUUUACUCUCAUCUUUCUUGUCUCUCUUUUUCUCUUCUUUGCCUUUUCCUUUCACUCUUGUCCCCGUUGUUAUUAACGUCUGGAAUUUCGUUGCAGACCAACUGUCUCGCUAUCUGUUUGAUAAAUUCAAAGAUGAAUGUCAGUAAAUACCAACACAGAAGAAGACACGGAACUUGA
Acanthosepion pharaonis is the source of this 729-nucleotide messenger RNA. The record is from the annotation of a GenBank genome assembly. NCBI's taxonomy places the organism in Eukaryota, Metazoa, Mollusca, Cephalopoda, Sepiida, Sepiidae.